AUGGCGGCUCAGGAGGGUUUCGGCGGACGGGGUGGAGGAAGGUUCAAUCCGGGCUUUGAUCCAAGCUUCAAUCUAGGGUACAGAGGGAGAGGUGGAGGACAUGGUCAAUUCCCGCUGCGUGGUAGAGGUCGUGGCCAUGGUGGUCACGGUGGCCAUGGUCAUCACGGUGGACAUGGCUAUGGUGGCUUCAAUGGAGGGUAUCAGGGGGCAGGGCAAGGAGGUGGCUGGCACUACAACAACGAUGAUCAAUUGGCAGUAGAACUCAACAAACUACUACCUGGAAAUAGUUGGGUGAUUGAGGAGAAAGGCAAUGAUGCCUUUACCACUAAUUUACCUUCUGCUGAAGUGCUCAAUCACAUGGUGAAUUGGGGUCCGAUGGACACCAAAACAGUGAAAGGAAAGAUUCGUUUUGAGAAAGGGGCUGAAAAUGAUGUCUUCAAAUAUGAGAUUGAUAAGGUUUGGGUACAGUUUCGAGGACUACCAAAGGAACUACGAGAGUUCCCUAUCAUUUGGACAAUUGGCUCCAUUCUAGGUGUCUCUCGAGCAGUUGAUACUAAAUUUACAAAGAAGUAUGGCAUAGCUAGAAUGAAAGUAGCCGUGCUAGAUCCCGAUCUCAUCCCAGAUCUUGUGGAUGUAGUCAUUGGGGACUUUGUCUAUGAGCUACAAUUUAGAGUGGAGAAGGAUAUGUCUGAUGGUGAGCCACAAGUCAUUGACAUGGACUCUACCAUGGAUGAGGAUAAAGCACCAAAGGAAAAAGGGCCAGAGAACAUGGAUCAUGACGGUAAAAAGAUGGAAGACCCGCCAGCUGGUCAAACAUCUGAAAAGUAG
This is a messenger RNA of Miscanthus lutarioriparius, 828 nucleotides long. The record is from the annotation of a GenBank genome assembly. Lineage: Eukaryota; Viridiplantae; Streptophyta; Magnoliopsida; Poales; Poaceae.